Messenger RNA from Thunnus maccoyii (southern bluefin tuna), 3338 nucleotides. RefSeq names its product Alpha-1,3-mannosyl-glycoprotein 4-beta-N-acetylglucosaminyltransferase B-like. Gene Ontology annotation, molecular function: acetylglucosaminyltransferase activity. Gene Ontology annotation, cellular component: endoplasmic reticulum-Golgi intermediate compartment; endoplasmic reticulum; Golgi stack. The coding region runs from base 361 to 1977 and encodes 538 amino acids. The record is from RefSeq and is a predicted model, not a curated record. Lineage: Eukaryota; Metazoa; Chordata; Actinopteri; Scombriformes; Scombridae. The transcript has 15 exons. Gene Ontology annotation, biological process: protein N-linked glycosylation.
UUUGUGUGUGUGUGUGUGAUGUGUGGUCAGUCAUAGGCUAAUUCUGGUGGGACGGCUUGUCCAACUGGGGACAAAAGCCGUGUCCCUAAUGGGGAAAAAGCUGAUUUUUGGGGCAGUGGUUAACUCUCCAGGAAAUGAAUGUAAAUCUAUGUUAUGUCGCCUAUGUAGUGUAUGUUUGUGUGUGUGAGUGUGUGUUUCUUUCUUUCUUUUUUUUUUUUUACUGACGUAAUUUGGCGUCACACCUGUUAGCCUAUAACAUUACCCAAACUUACCUGUACCGUUUACGUCCACCUGCUGCUCGCUGGGGACGCGGCGGUGAGUCUGCAGACAAGAACGGACGGACUGUCAGUGAGAAAUGAAAUGAGGUUGUACUCCUACAGAUUUGGAUGUCUGUUGGCCCUCGCGUGUUUCGUGUCGAUUACUUGGAUUAGGUCAACUCCCAGUGAUGGAGAGUCCACAGCACUGCCAGACUUGCGGACCUUGUACGAGCGUCUUUUGGUGGCUGAGAAGUUGGGAGUGCAGGUCAGCAGAAAUCUCAGCAGUAUCCUGGAGCAGCUGAGGAAUAUGUCCAGAGCUCCCAGUGUCACUCAGCCCAACAGAAACAGCGACACCACCACCAUCUCCACAACUAAAAAAACAGUAAGGCAGCUGAUGGGCGAUUCAGGUCAACAGACAUUCCUCCUGCCCAACAUUUACCUCUAUAUGCCCCACCUCAGACAACAUCCAGACAGCCUUGUGCCCAACGUAGUCCUGGGACAGGGACGCCGUGGAGUGUCCAUGGUGCUGGGCAUUCCUACAGUGAAGCGUGAGAAGCAGAGCUACCUCGUCAAUACACUCAGCUCUCUGCUCUACAGCCUGACUCUCCCACAACGCCAAGAUCUCCUCAUCAUUGUCUUUGUUGCUGAGGUGGACUCAGACUAUGUGGGCAGCGUCUCAGAGACCAUCAGGAAGAAUUUUCCCAAGGAGUCGCAGUCUGGGCUGCUGGAGGUGGUCUCUCCCUCACAGUAUUACUACCCAGACUUUGCCAGCCUCGAAGAGACGUUUGGAGACUCCAAGGACAGAGUCAAAUGGCGAACCAAACAGAAUCUGGACUUCAGCUUCCUCAUGCUCUAUGCUCAGGACAAAGGCACCUUCUAUGUUCAGUUAGAGGAUGAUGUUGUUGCAAAGGCAGACUACUACAACGCCAUGAAGACCUUCGCCAUCCAAGAAGCUUCCAAGCAAUGGCUCUACCUGGAGUUCUCCCAGCUUGGAUUUAUAGGCAAGAUGUUUCGAACCAGUGACCUUCCGAUGAUCGCUGAGUUCUUCCUGAUGUUCCAUAGAGACAAACCCAUCGACUGGCUGUUAGAUCACAUUCUGUGGGUGAAAGUGUGCAACCCUGAGAAAGAUGCGAAAGACUGUAACCAACGGAAGGCGUUGCUCAAGCAGAGGUACAAGCCGUCCCUCUUUCAACAUGUAGGCCUGCACUCCUCUCUACCUGGGAAGUUACAGCAUCUGAAGGAUAAGGACUUUGGGAAGCAGAGUCUGUUCUUGGCCCACAGUAACCCAGCUGCACAGCUGAACAGCAGCCUGAAAUAUUACCAGCAGCAUAGUCUGGAACGAGCCUACAAAGGAGAGGACUUCCUCUGGGCAUUAACACCCAUCAAGGGUGACUUCAUCCUCUUCAACUUCCCCCAGCCAAUCCAUGUAUCUGAGUUCCUGUUUCGCAGUGGAAAUAUCGAGACCAGUGGAGAUAAAUUUUAUAACACCACAGUGGAAGUGCUACCCAGCAGUGCGUUGGCGCAAGACAAAAUAGCUACUGGCUCUUCUCCUCCAGACAAAGAACCUGACAAGGGCUUCGUCAUUAUCGGUGCGUUUGAGAAUGGGGUAGCUGCGGGGAAGAUUGAAGAAGCGCUGCAGCCGAUCUCAGCACUACGGUUGGUGGUUCACUCUGACUCAGACGUCUGGGCUCUACUGAGUGAGAUACUCAUUAAAGUUUGACGACCACAGAGAAGAGGAAACCACAUGCGGGCACACACACUCUGCCAUCAAGCCCAGCGCUUCACCUGAACAAACUGCUCUCCCUGCCGAGCAAAGACUUUCACUACAGGGACUCUUUUUUUUUUUAACGAGGUUUACAUGAAGUGCCUAAACCGACUGUGACUGUGGAACUAUGUUUAAUGUUUGUUCUGAUUCAAACUGGGGUGACGUACGUUCAGUUCAAACAGCAAUAUUAAAAAUGUUUAGUAAUUACAUCUAGAAGGAAAUCCACUUCCCUUGUGAAGUGACCGAAAUGGCCACAAUGCUGGCUCACAGUAGCUGUUUAAAGACAGUCCUCUGAUCAAAGAGUUCAUUGUUAAAACAGCAGAGUUAUCCACUGAGUAAUUUAUUACAUUUUAUUUUGUUGUAACAAAUAAAGAAAAUAUAUCCAGUAGUUCCUUGUCCUUUGAUUAUUUAAUUGCUGCCUUCUUUGGGUUUUCUUUUAUUUGUUUGCAUUUACAGGAAAUAUAAAACUGCACAAGUUUCCCCAAAGCACAAAUAAUAGACUUGUCAUACACAUAGUACAGAUGUGUUUCCUUGUUGUAAUAUGGAAUAGAGGAAGUCAUAUCAUUUUCAAUACAAAACCAAAAAAAACAGUUUUAAUAUCAGCUUUCAAUAAUUUGACUCUCAAACACCGGGUAAGGAAGUGAAGUUUUAUCCACAAACAUGAGUCUGACAUGAGUAGUUUAAAUUUACUAUUACAGGUUAAAGCUGGCAAUAUUCUAUAUUUUUCUUACAAACAAAUCCCACGAAAACUACCAAAACCAACAGUGAUUAAAGCCUGAUAUAUCUUAUUCGUCAAUGCUAUAGAGCUCCAUCGUACAAAAACUGUUAAAAGCACAUCAGUGGGUUUCACUGGGUGACAUGUUGCAUACAUGAGCACUGUAUUUUCUUUUGAGUCAGUCCUACAUAUAUGGAGGACAAAAACAGACAAAAAAUGACUUUCAUUUACAGAAAUAAAUUUAAUUUAAAUUUACUAUUUAAAAAAUAAAAUUUAUUUUAAUUUGCAAGCUGACAUUUGUGCUUCAAACACAGAUGUCAGGGGCCAGUUUCAUCAAGUUUGCAACAUGCAAGCUGCGACUUGCAACAUGAGAUCAUUUUCUGUCAUGUUAUUUUUAGCACAUUUAACUCGUCAAAAUAAACACCCAACAGCCCCAAGUCAUCUUUAUACACCAGGAGCAAGGCAAAAAUAAUAGAGCCAAAUCAAUCACACUCUUAUGACCAAUUGUGCUUUGCAGUACUGCCUGUUGCAUUAAAAUACAGACACAAAAAUAAAGAAAUAAAAAUUUCUUUAUUGACUACCAACAUUUAUUAUUUACUUA